AUGCGAUGCAGCUGCAGCAGAAUUGUUGUGCUGUUGGCUACAUUAUUUCUUGGAAUUGCAUUGUGGAGUUUUAACAAUAAGAGACGAUACCAACAGAUUUUGGAAUACCAGAUUUCUUCAGAUGAUAUAACAAAAUUAGAAAGUGGCAAAAACUGUACAACAGAUACAUGUCUCAAUUUAUUGUCAUGUUCACUUCAUGACGGUCAGCUAACUGUCUUUGUUGAACCAUUCAUACGGGUCAUCGAUGAGAAUGGCAAAGAUAUAACGCCGUCACCUUCAAGCGAGUAUCUCGAGAUACGUUCAGUGAUUGAACGAUCCAGAUACAGAGUUAAUGCAAUUGAAGAUGCCUGCCUUGUUGUGCCUGGAUUUGAUACUCUUAAUAUUUAUCGUUUCAAUGACGAUGAAUCAUCUUUUUCGAAAAAUUUCAAUGCAGGUGCUCGCCUGAACAAUCACAAUGUGCUCAUAUUUGCAUUUGCUGGUGCCAGUCUUCUUGAUAUUAAUGCUAUUAUUGCAAGGACCGGAUCUCGUCGUAAAACUUUUCGACGUGGCUUUGAUUUAUCGCUGCCUUUAUGGAACCCCUAUGUUUCACCAUCAUCUUUCUUAUCCUCUUUGGAGAAAUUUUCAUAUUUUAUCGUUGUCCCGAUAAAAUUUGCUUCACACAAUGUUAAAGUAUUAUUAAAAAAUUUAUUCAACGAAAAUGAUUGUCUUGUCUUGGACGAAUGCGAUGUAACAGAUGGAAAUUUCUUAUGCGACAGUCGUGGGGAUGCCCACAAUUUGGGAACAAUUGUUAAGGAAAGUCAGUUCACUUUGAUUGAUGAUCGAGUUGCUGGGUCUGAGCUGUUAUUAAUGUCAGCUUUACGUGUUGGCUCCAUUCCUGUUAUUAUCUCUGAUUUUAUUGUUUUGCCCUUCAAUGAAGUGAUCAAUUGGGAUUUAUUGUCAUUGACCUUUCCCCGAAGUCGUUUGUCUUCUGUUCUCACAUUCUUGCGAGUUUUAUCAUCGGAACGAAAACAGCGCAUGAGAGAACAAAUUUCUUUCGUUUAUAGUCGUUAUUUUUCUUCACUUGAAAAAAUAAUCCUUACGACUUUAAGGAUCUUGGAGAGACGUAUUAUUCCAAAUUCAUUUACAACAUACGACGAUUGGAAUUGCAAUUCUUCAAAGAAUUGUUUUGUUCCAUCGCUCUUCCAUCCUUUCCACACUUCUGCUGAGGGCUUCACGGGUGUUAUCUUGACAUACAAUAAACUGAAUUCAUUAUUUGUUAUUAUACGAUUGCUUGCCAAAGUAGCCAGCUUGAGAAGCAUUGUCGUUGUGUGGAAUCAUGCCGGUGAGCCUCCUCCAAUGACCGAAUGGCCGCAUAUAAAUCAACCCAUUCAUAUUAUCCAUAUGGACAAAAAUAUGCUGUCCAAUCGAUUUAUUAUGUUUUCGGAAAUAACCACAGAUGCAAUAUUCUCGCUUGACGAGGAUACAGUUGCUAUGAACAUUGAUGAAAUCGAAUUUGGCUAUCAGACAUGGCGAGAAAAUCCGGAUCGUUUGGUCGGAUUUUUGCCGCGAGCUGCUGUUUUCAAUGAAUCUACCAGGUUAUAUGAAUACCACACGGAGUGGGCAAAUUCGAUGAAUAUUAUUUUGAUGGGUGCUGCAUUUUAUCACAAGUACUAUGGAAUGUUAUAUCACGAAUUAUUACCAUCAGAAAUAAUCGAGUAUGUGGAAAAGAAUAGAAACUGUGAGGAUAUUGCGAUGAAUUUUUUAAUUAGUAGUGUAACUGGAAAAAGUCCACUGAAAGUUACACCGCGAAAAAAGUUUGUUUAUCCAAAAUGUGUUAAUAGUGAUAUGUCGACAAGGAAUGUUCAAUGUUUGCUCCAGCGUUCUACUUGUAUUAACCUAUUUAUUUCAUAUUUUGGUUAUAAUCCACUAGUUACAAGUGUUUCAAGAUAUGAUCCCGUUUUAUAUAAAGUACCUUUCGGAGGUGUCACUAACCCAUACAGUCAGGUUGGACCACUUUGA
Brugia malayi is the source of this 1998-nucleotide messenger RNA. It is a transcript of the gene Bma-rib-2, whose product is annotated as Exostosin family protein. Gene Ontology annotation, molecular function: glycosyltransferase activity. The transcript is spliced from 10 exons. Gene Ontology annotation, cellular component: membrane. Bases 1 to 1998 code for a protein of 665 amino acids. Lineage: Eukaryota; Metazoa; Nematoda; Chromadorea; Rhabditida; Onchocercidae. The record is from RefSeq and is a predicted model, not a curated record.